UUCUGGGAAGGAGGACAUAGUCUUGUCAAUGGGUAGGAAGAAAGAGGGAUCUCCAAAGCUUUGGCUCCACAGUUCACAAACAUGAACCCCAAGUGUUGCUCACUUUUGACUGAGGGUCUCUGGGUAAGGAGUGUGGACCUGAUUCUGACCCUAUGUUCUCUGGAAGCAUGUAGGGAUGUGAACUUUGUGCUGGAAAUCCAUAGAAGAGGAACAGGGUGUACAGGCUGGUGUUCCACUGUAUUUAGAUAAGAAAGUGUCAAGGAGAGAAAAUCAGGAGAGGAUACCUUGCUGGGAGGAAAAAAUGCUUCAAAAGAGUAAGGAUUCUGUUAUGCUUAAGAUAUCCAAGCACAAAUUUAUCAAAGGGUGUAAAGAAUCCAGAACCCUCAUCCAGAGAGCUAAGACUGGAGGUAUCUCCCUUGACCCUGACUGAUGUGGCUCUAUAUGUAGAACAAUAAUUAAUUGGCUUUUGAAUCCCCAUGGUAGUUUGUUGUCAGUCUUUUCUAGAAAAUUUGGACCAGAAAGGUGUCAUAUUCACUAUACCUGAUUUUCCCUGAUCAACACAAAGUCUGCUUCCCCGGAAGAUAUAGAUAAUGCAAAUAAGGAAACUGAGUCAUUCAUUUUUUCCUUCCAUUUAAUUGAAACCUCAUAAACAUUUGGCCCUAUUUAAGUAGGUAUGCCAUCAGUCUAUCUCUUGGGAUCGUCCCAUACAGCCAGAUGGACCUGUUUUCUCAGGCUUUGCUUCUUCCAAUAGAUAGAGUAACAUAUGCCAGUAAAGAGUGAGGUCAAGUUCCCAGCCUAGAUGACCAGGAAAUUUCUGAGCAUGGAUUAUCAUGAUCAGCUGUUACAGUCAGUUUUGAUAUAAUGGGCAAUACUCAAAGAAUUAGAAGCAAUGGGUGUCUGUCAAUUGGCGAAUAGUUGAACAAAAAGUGAUAUAGGAAAUUCGAUGGAAUAUUAUUGUGGUGCAAGAAAGAACAAAGAACAGAUUCAGAGAAUCCUGGGAAGAUUUGUAUGAAUUGAUGCAGCAAGGGGACUCCUGCAGGAGAGGAGAAUGCCUCAGUUCCAAGAGCAGGCAGAGAGCAGAUGGUCUUGGGUGGUGUUGCUGGCCACCUUGGUGACGCAGGGCCUGACGCUGGGCUUCCCUACUUGUAUUGGUAUCUUCUUCGCUGACCUCCAGCAUGAUUUCCAAGCCAGCAACAGCGAGACAUCCUGGUUCCCCUCCAUCAUGAUCUCAGUGCUCCAUGCUGGAGGGCCCAUUUGCAGUAUACUGGUGGAGUACUUUGGCUGCCGUGUGACAGUGAUGCUAGGGGGAGUCCUGGCCAGCUUAGGCAUGGUGGCCAGCUCCUUCUCCUACUCCCUUAGCCAGCUCUACAUCACAGCCGGAUUCAUCACAGGCCUGGGCAUGUCUUUCAGCUUUCAGGGAGGCAUCACAGCAUUGGGACACUACUUCUCCUACCACCGGACACAGGCCAAUGCACUGGCCUCGGCUGGUGUCUCCAUUGGCACCACACUCUGGCCCCUGCUUUCACGAUACCUCCUGGAGGUCUUUGGAUGGAGAGGCACCUUCUUGAUAUUUGGUGGGGUCUUCCUUCAUUGCUGCAUCUGUGGGGCCGUCAUGAGGCCUGUGUCUCUUAAGACUGAGUCAAUCUAUCCUCCACCCAACAAAGUCCCUGCACAGGGUUGCCUAUUGACUUGUGCUCAGGCUUUACGACGACGUCUGGCCUUUGAUGUCUUCCUCCAGAACCAGGGCUACCGCUUCUACACCCUGGGAAUAGUAUGGAUGCUGAUGGGCUUCACAGUGCCCCACAUCUUCCUGGUGCCAUUUGCUCUGAGCCACAAUGUGGAAGAAGACAAGGCUGCUUGGCUCAUCUCCAUUAUUGGCUUCAGCAACAUAUUCCUGAGGCCCAUGACUGGGGUGGUAGCUGGCUGGUCAAUAUUUGCUGGUCACCGUGUGUACUUUUUCAUCCUGGCCAUCUUACUCAAUGGACUGAGCAACCUCAUUUGUGUCAUCUCAGCUGACUUCUCUGUGCUGGUUUUCUAUUGCUUGGUGUAUAGCAUCUCCAUGAGUGGCAUUGGGGCUCUGAUGUUCCAGGUGCUCAUGGAUAUAGUGCCCAUGGACAGAUUCUCCAGUGCCCUGGGCCUCUUCACCAUCCUUGAGAGUAUCCCAGUCCUUAUAUCUCCUCCACUGGCUGGUCUACUUUUGGACACUACUGGCAAAUACAGCUACCUUUUCUACAUGUCCAGUUUCUUCCUCAUCUCAGCUGCAUUGUUUUUGGGUCUCAGUUUCUUCACCCUGAAGAAGAAGGAGAAGAUGAUGGACAGAGCCAAGGAGAUAAUUGCUCUGGAAAAUGACCUCAGCCUGAGAAGCAUAGAGGACCUCCCUGUGCCUCAGCCACCCCAAGCUGUCACAUAUGUGACAUAUGUGACAAGUGUCUGAGCCAAGGAGAUCUAGGGUCCAUUGGCCACAAGUUCUCCCUGACACUAGGGCCUCCUGUGUGCUACUUCACUUGCUUUACUCUUAUGUCUCUCUGGUCUCUCUCCACUCAAGGUCCAGUGAAGCACUAGCCUCUUGUGAACUCUUAACCUAUCAUCAGAAUGGUCCACAAACCCCUGACCCUAUGCGCCUUGAAGGGAUCAGAAAGAGGAACUUGCUGUGUCUUUUCCCAGUCCCCUGCCUCUCUCAUCCCUGGGGAAGGAGCAGCAAGGUCCAUCUGAGAGAGGACUAGCAGAGGCUAAGGGCAGCCCUGGGCAGAGGGAACCAGACUUGUUCUAGCAGCAGAGACCAAGAAAAACAGUAUGUUUGAAUUACACACAAGGACAUUGUUUCCUGGAGCAGCUGGCUAUAAAACUCUUUGAACUAAUGAAGUGAAUUAAUGAAGCACAGAAAAUAGGUGUGGGGUAAGUUUUAUUCCCCUUACCCCUCCCCUUUUUUUUUCCUUUUUCUCCACUUGGCAGAAGCAGCCUGGGAGGAAUUUUGUUGUUGAUUUGACUGGAUUAAGUUUCCAGAAAGAAGCUUUCUCAGGGACCUUUAAGAAUUAAUUUUCUUUGCAUGACCUGAACUUAUGGUCUGUCCUGCUGUAUGCAGGCAUGGAUGGAGUGCCAUGGCCCUGAUUCUGCCCAGCAGGGGCGAGUUAAUGCCCUCAUUGACACCCCCUCUCUCAUCAUCAUAUCAGCACCCACUUUUAACUGUGGAGUGAAUACAGGACCUGCUCUGGACCUCCCUGCUUCCCUGUGCUAAAAUCUCACCUAUCCCCUGUGCUACAAGGCAAGGAUGCCUCAGGCCCUUGUGUUGAACUAUUUAACCUUGUUAGGGCAUAGGGGAAUUCACAUUCACAGGAUAUUUGUCAAGUGCCCACUGUGUGCCUGGUGUUGUCCUAGCCAUCAUGGGGAGUGUAAAAGAAAGAACAAGGAAAUCUCCAGGAGCUUGUGGUCUAACAACAGAGCAGGCUAGGAGUCUGGUGCUCACCAGCAAGCACAUACAUUUGCUGCUAAAUAUGAGGCCUUAAGGUUUUGUUUUGUUUUUUUGUGGCCCCUUCCCCUGUAAGGGUAGGGGGCAGUUAGGUGGCUCAUUGGAUAAAGUGCUGGGACUGAAAUCAGGAAGGCCUGAGUUCACAUCUGGCCUCAGCUACUUACUUAGUCAUUUAAUCUGUGCUUGCCUUAAUCCACUGAAGAAGGAAAUGCUAAAGCACUUCAGAAUCUUUGCCAAGAAAACCCCAGUCAGUAUGGUCCACAGGGUCAUGAAAAGUCAGACAUGACUGAAAGGUGGGCAGCCCAAAAGCCUCAUGAAAAAACAAAUCCCUAAAAUCAUAGUUUACUUGCACAAAGGUCUCUUUCUGUGACCCCCAAACCCUAGGUCAUUGAUCUCACCCUUCCCCAAUUCUACUCCACACACUACCCACUCCCUUCCCCAUAAGGGGUGAUGAUUCCAGAGCAAAAUAAGGACCAAGGACAGAGAAUCACCUUGCAAGGGGUGGAGGUGGGGUGCUCUGGAAGGUGGGAGAAGGUGAUUAAGGAGGGAGGGAGGUGGUUUAGUUUUGGACCCACUCCCUCAAAAGACCCAAGAAAUACCCUGAUUCUCCUUCUGGGGAGUUCAUAGCAGGGGUCCAGGACCACUCCAGCAGAAAACACAUUUAAUCUGGAUCUUCUCUAUCUUUCCUCCCCCCACAAAGACUUGGAGGACCUAGAACAGAAUGGUGGGAGACUCUUGUUCUUCAGUGUGCUCUUUGCUCUGUAAGAUAACAGAAGGGAUGGCAGGUACCCACCCAUCCACUCACUUCACAUUCUGGGUGAUUAGAUCAAGCUGGUACGUUAACUCCCCCAAGAGGCCAACCCCAGUAGCUGCAACCCCAGCAAGAGAAGCAUGUCAGCUGGCAGGAUAGUAAGGACACCCUCUUAAUUUGGGGAAGUGAGGACAAAGGCAAAGGUUUUGCACCAUGUGUGAGUUGUAGAACAGAUUUUGGAACUCUCAUUGAUCAGGAUGUAAGACUUGGUUAGAAUUCUCUUCCUAAACUUACUUAUACCAAGAGGGUGAGUCAGUCAACCUUGUCUGUAAAAUGGGAUAAUCUAGAAUCUGUCCUUCCCUACCCCUAAUAAUAGUAGCAGAAAGCUGAAUAAGAUAAAAGAUCAUCAUACAGUGGGGAAAGGCCUGGACAGGAAAUCAAUCCCUGGGUUCUUUCUGGUUCUGUUACUGUGUGACCUUAGGCAAGUAAUGUCCCCUCUCUUGACUUCCGUUGCUAUUCCCUCUACAAUGAAAAAAUUGGAGUUGGUCAUUUUCCUAGUUCUAAAGUUCAUUGGAAAAAAGAAAAUUCUAUAUUCUCAUGGAUUUGUACCUAGCUUCCACAUUCCUACUAAGCAUUUGUCUUCUCUGUCUAGAUGUGUACAUGUGGAGAAAGUUAUAAACCAUUUAACUUUGGUUACUUCUGCCCUACUGUAGGGUCCGUGGUGGGUGGGCUCAAAAAGUACCCAAAUAGGAGACAGCCUAUGAAGAAUGUUCUGUGAAGAACAUGCUGACUAAUAGGCAGUAAGGUACAUAGCAGGCAAGCAAUGAUGGAGGCACUUGUCAUUACCAGCCCUCUCCACUCAACCUCCCUUGCUUAUAUGAUGCUAUAUAGAGUCUGCUGAAGCAAGUAGGAUUAUCCUGAAAGAUUAUCCUUCAAAGCAUACUUUCUUCUUUUACUGGACUAUAAAUUCCUCAACAUCAGAGACUAUUUCGUUCAUUCCAUAUUUACUAGCAAAUGAAAACUUGGUUGUUUACAAAACACUUUCUUCACAACAACCUGGAGAGGUAAAUGGUGCAAAGAUAACUCUCCCCCUGAACUCUAAAAAAAGGAAAAGUGAUUCCUUGAGAUUUUGAACCUAGGCCUUCUGUCUCAAGUCCAGUAUUUGCUGAUACUAUUCUUUCACAUACAGCCCUGCUCAUAGGAGGAACAUUUGUUGAAUGAGUCAAUCAUCAAAACAUUCAUUAAACACCUACUCUGUGCCAAGCCCUAGGCUAAGGGUUAGGGAUACAAAGACAAAGUAUGAAAGUCUCUACUUUCAAGGAGCUUACAUUCCCUAUCUGGGGACACAUGUAUGUAUAUAAGUUGAUAAAAAGUAUUUUUUUAGAACAGAUCUGUGAUUUCAUUUUUAUAGAGAAUUCCUGAUGAGAAAACUUCCUCUGCACAUGCAAAGCAAGACUUAUUCUGCAAUUCAGGGUGUUAGUGAGCUAUCUGGGGAUACUAAGAGGUUGUGACUUGCUGAGGGUCAGAUAGUAUGUAUGUAGAAGAGAUGGGACCUGAACCCAGGGUUCUUAAGGUUCUGAUUCCUAAGACCAGCUCGCCAAAUUCUUCUGAUCACAUACUACAUGUAAAAAAUUUGAACACAUACUUCUAAUAUAUAUAUACACAUAUAUAUUUACUUAUUUAUAAUUAUAUACAUGUACUACUGAACUAAUUGUGUGCAUUUUAUGACAUACACAAAAAAGACAUUUUAAAACGAGUAAAUAAAAUAUUUUUAAUAUUUCA
Monodelphis domestica (gray short-tailed opossum) is the source of this 5999-nucleotide messenger RNA. The record is from RefSeq and is a predicted model, not a curated record. NCBI's taxonomy places the organism in Eukaryota, Metazoa, Chordata, Mammalia, Didelphimorphia, Didelphidae.